Astyanax mexicanus (Mexican tetra) is the source of this 1323-nucleotide messenger RNA. RefSeq lists its product as uncharacterized. The coding region runs from base 304 to 1164 and encodes 286 amino acids. The record is from RefSeq and is a predicted model, not a curated record. NCBI's taxonomy places the organism in Eukaryota, Metazoa, Chordata, Actinopteri, Characiformes, Acestrorhamphidae. The transcript has 3 exons.
GGAUGGGGGGGAUCGAACGAACCCUUCGAUCCCCCCUGGCUACGGGCCUGACAAUUUCUCUGUCCCACUUUCACGACCGGGGGGGCUGGACACCUGUCCAGGAGACGGAUGCACUCCUCGGGGACCACGACUACGCUUCUGCUCCGGACCCCGCUGCUGUCGACUUGGUUCUGGAAGAAAACCUGCUUUUUAGAGAGGAGAUCCUCCAGCUGAAGAAACAAAUAGAGCAGCUUACUCUGGAGCAUCGCUUUGGCAUUCACCGCUUUGCUGGCUCAGACAGUGACAUUCGCUUUUACAGGAAAGAUGUGGUUUGGAUCCUAUGACCUCCUCAUGCGCUUCUGGGCCUUAAUAGAGCCCUCUCUGCCAUCUAUGGUUAGUGUCACACCAGCACAGAGAGGCACCUUUGAGCCAAGUUCCACUGUGUCUCGUUACCUGCAGCCCAUAGAUGAGAUGUUCAUGUUUCUGAACUAUCUUGCACUGCGUUUAAAACAGCAUGACCUUGCCGACCGGUUUGGGGUCCACCAGUCCACAGUCAGUCAGAUUAUUACAACAUGGAGCAACUUUCUAUAUGCUGUGCUGGGGUCAGUGAGAAUCUGGAUGGCAGUGGAAAAAAUAAGGGAACAUCUGCCAGCAGAGUUCAAGGACUAUGCAGACACUACAGUUAUCCUGGACUGCACAGAGCUGAGGUGCCAGUGCCCAUCUUCACCUCUUCUUCAAAGUGAAGUAUUUUCUGUGUACAAGUCCCAUUGUACACUUAAAGGGCUGCUUGGUGUUGCUCCUCAUGGGGCUGUCACAUUUAUCUCUCCACUGUAUGCUGGAUCCAUCAGUGACAAACAGAUCAUGAGAGAGUCUGGAAUUCUCUCCCUGUUGAGACCUGGGAUGGCCAUCAUGGUCGAUCGAGGAUUUCUUGUUGGUGACUUUGUGCCAUGUAAAAUCUACAGGCCUCCAUUUCUGUCUGGAAGAUCCCAGAUGCCUGUUGGUGAGGUCAGGGAGACCCAGGCCAUUGCCCGCCUUAGGGUGCACGUGGAGCGCCUUCCUCUCCGGCUUUUUGGCAACAUUAAUCAGCUCUAUACUGUAGCAUGUCUGCUGACAAACUAUGAAAAUGGGCCUCUUGUAAAGGCUUGGACAAAAAAGCAAGGCUCAACAUCUGCUGGGCUUUUUUGAAGGUGGAAAUGUUUAGUUUCUUAUCACAGAGGAUGUAAUGUAAAUAGCAUAAAUCUGCAUGUAUAUAUGUAUAUAUUUUUCAAUGAAAUAUGGUUUAAUGCAUUGUGACCGAAUGCUGAUUUACUGCAAUAAAUUCACUGUUCAGUUUAACUAGUACAA